AUGGCGCAACCACUGCUAGUGCGAUUGUCAACUCUUCUCGUGAUCAUUUUGGUGAUCACAGCAAAAGCUUCGGAUAGUUUCACAAUUUCGGAAACGGCAGUCGGCACUGAAGACGGUAGUUCUGAUGAGCUGCAAGGUCUUACGCAAAUUGAUGAAGUCAAAAUGUUAUGCCUUUUCUGCAGCGAUGACUGUCCCAGGACCGUAAUGAGUGACGUCUGCCAAAAUAACACUCUCAUUCGGGUGACUAAGAGGUACCUCAAAGAUGCCCGGGGCAACUGUGUCAAAGUCGUCGACCGGCAUAAACUGCCCGGACCGGUAUGCCCGCCGCCUGCACUCCUAAAAGCUUCGCCAUGCUCUCCGGAGGGUCGUAUGACGGAAUUUUAUAAGACCUACCGAAUAGUCAACUGCAAGUGUGAAAAGGUUAUCGAGAGUCAGCAGAAGACGUGCCCCUGUAAACCUUGUGAAACAACGCGAAGCGUCUGUGAUCCCCACACCAAGACGGUGGAAGUCAUCACAGUUUGCUACCGUCAUGCAAACAAUGGACUUUGCGAGCCUGUUCGUCAGACUGACCAUGAACCCUGUGGGGGUAAGCAUCGUCGUCUCUGCCAUCUUAAGUCUCCUCUAAGGAAUGCAUCGAGUCUAUUUAAAUUCAUAGAGAUUCUUGCAACCAAAUGUUCUCUCACUGCUACAAUGAGAUUAGACUGCUCAAAUGGAGUGACAAGAAGGGAGCUGCCGUGCGACUACUGCAAGGGGAGACGUGACGUUGUGGUGGUGACGCAAUUCAGGGAGGAGUCCAGUCCUAAGAGGUGCCUUGUGUUGGAGAAGAGAAUCACUGAGCCCUGUGUGGGACUUAAUCAUUGCGAUUUAAUUGCAGGAUGCCGUGGCCAGGCUCUAGUACGUCUACCUUGCAAACGUGACCCCACUACGGGGAUUGGCAUGCAAGAAAUACGCCUCAUCAGCGAGCACCCGGUAAACUGUACCUGCACACGCUCCGUCCAUACCAUCAAACAAGUCUGUAGCUGCCCACCAGGUGUGAAACGAGAGACAGUGUGCCACAGUCACAGCAACACCAUGAUCGUGAAGUCUAUUCGCUACCGCCUGGAUCGGAAGGAUGGAAAUCACGCCACUUGUAGAGCUAUGGUCCGUCUUAAACACCUGCCGCCUCCGCCUUGCCCACCACUAAACGAAACAACUACAGACAAUCGGUCAAUGGAAACAAAGGAGGUAUGCGAUCCCGCAACCUGUCAGCGUCACUUUGUUACUAGUGGAUGGCAACUUGAGGGGUGCGAGUGCCGGCGAACGGUGCGUAAGGAGGCCGCCGGCAAAUGCUGCUGUCCAAAACCUGAUGUCAAGGUGUCCCCUUGCGUCGGAAAUCAGCGCUCUGUCCAGAAAAACACGUACAUUCUAGUCAAUGGGCAGUGUUUGCAUCACGUCACAAACAAAAUUGAGCCGUGUAGAAACGAUCUUCAGGAUUUGCAUCGCGUCUACUGCGACGAAGCCCUUGGUGCCAAAGUCUAUGAGACCUCAACGUUCAGGCAGUUGGCUGAGGGCACGCUUGAAACCCUCCAAAGAAGAACUAUCCCAGUCGUCUGCAACGACACAUACGUGCAAAGUGCUGGGGCAUGCACGCGAGACUCAGCGACAGGUCGGAUGAUCCGAACGGCCGUGGUAAUGAGCAGCAGCCUAGAGGGUUGCGAGUGUACAACACCACGGGCCCAUAUUCUCACCACCGCCUGCGACUGUGUGGACGUUGAGACGGGCGAGGCGAAGCAGGAGGGAGAGAGUUUUAGAGAGGAGGUGCCCUGUGAUACCUACUGCACCCCAGGUGGAGAACUUUGCGGCACUCCAGCGUGUCAACGCAAAACCCGAUGGUACAGCAUGAUCCAUUUGGGCGAAGGAAACCCCCCAAGAUGUCGUAAGGAACUAAUCAAUGAAGUGAUUGCAGAUUGCUGUUGUCCACCAGACUCCAAAAUCACCCGCACCUGCAGCUUGGAUGGUGGAGCGAAGUGGCAGAUGGCGCAGACGAAGUACCGUCUGGAGGGGGGCAGGUGCACGCCCCAUGAGACGCGAUGGCAGGAGGUGGUGAACUGUUCAGAGGGGCUGGUGGAUCAAGAGCGCGGUCCUCGUCGCCCAGAUGGGUUGCAGGAGGUUCGAUUGGUUUUUGAAACUCUCGUUGGUUGCAAAUGCGUGCGUGCCGAGAAGCAACUUCAAUGUCCCUGGCGUUGCCCAGAACCAACUCGACGUGUUUACUGCGAUAAUGUGCUGGAUGGUGAAUCGGUGGUGGAGGUGACGCGCUUCAACCUUCUUGGCUGCAAGUGCCAACGUCAGGUGGAACGUACAAGGAGCAAGAUAAGCUGCCCACCCGACCGUAGAGGAAAGGCAAUCUGUAAUCCCGCGACUAAUGAACUUGAGGAAACCAUCACUAGGUUCCUCCUAAUUGGUGGAAAGUGCCGAGAGAUUGUGGAGACUGAGAGACGACCAGUUCGAUGCUCAGAGGAUCUGCUGGCUACUGACCGGACGGUGAAGCAACCAUUGCUACGAUGUGACAAACAGACGGGUGAAGGAACAAUCGUGAGACCAGUGUGGAGAGUGAACCCCCUCCACCCCCUCUUGACCCACACACACAAAUGCGAUAUCACAUGCCAUCUCAUUCCCUCUACAGAAUGCAAUGAUCCAAGAACAGUAACAGUAUGCGAUCCUGAUAGGGGCGUGCGUGUCCACCAAGUUACGAAAUUCACAUUGAAUGCAGAGACUUUACAAUGCGUGCCCAACACCACAGUCGAAGAGGAGCCUCUCUCUUGCCCGAAACCGGAAACCAUUUAUACGCCCUGUGACCCUUUGUCGGGCAAGAGAAAAGUGAUUGUGGUGAGCUAUGUGGAGGAGAAUUGCAUGUGCAAGAGGCGGGAGGAGGAACUGUCUGUGUCAUGUCGAUGCGGAGCCGAUAAACCGUCGUUUACUAAAUCAGUCUGUAACGUUCUACUUCGUGAGAUCUCGAUGGAAGGCACUUUGAAGGAGUGGCGCGAUGAUCUUAAUCAAUGCGUCGACGUGGUAAAACGGAUCACCCAUCCACAUAUAUGCAAUCCCAGAGUCAAAUUCGUACAGUCAUCAUGCAAGAAGGGUAAGAUGGAAUUAAAGAAGAUUGUCCAGGAGCCCGAUCCUAACGACUGCAAAUGUGUUACCAAUGUCACAAUUAGCAGAGUUGAUUGUCGAUGCCCUCCAAGGACGACUAUGAUUGGAAGUUGUGACUCAGGCGAGGAGAGACAAGCUUUAGUCUACCUUGAACGGGACUGGGACCCACAAACUAAGCAAUGUAUCUACAAAAAUCGACAUCAGGAGGACCUUGUUUGUGGCUGUCCCACUGCCUCCGAAUCCACAACGUGCGUUAAGGGUCUGAUGGAAAGAAGGCGGACGCGCUUUGAGGUAUACAUGGGAAGGCUGGGCUGCAAGCGAGAGGAGGAGGUGCAGCGCUGGCAGCCGAACUGCUCUGUAGAUGUUACGCGAGAGGAAUUUGGGGAGUGCGACCUCACCACCUGUCAACGCAGCCUUACGGUCUAUGGCCAGACCUACAACUCCUCAACUUGUCAAUGUGAUUGGCUCAUCAAGGCGAAGAAGCAAUGCUCGUGUUGCGGCUGUCCUGAACCAAUUGUGUCCUCCGUUUGUCACAACAACACUGAGUGGAUCACUCGAUCAGACCACUACGUACCACACCUGCAGGGUUGUGGACAUGUUUGUCGAAAGCAUUCCAUUGUCUCUCGUCAGCCAAUUCGCUGCAAUCAAGAACCAGAGGAAGGUGACAAGUGCCAUGAGGGAACGCUGCUGCACGUUCUCAAAACUGUCAGUCUCGUUGAUCACCAUUGCAAAGAAAGUGUCAAGUACAUAACCAAACAAAUAGAAUGUGACCAACCGAACGAGCGAAAGGUCGGAGUCUGUGACCCUUUGACCUGCAAACGAUCUCUCUACGAAACAACUUACACUCGCGACAGGAAAUCUUGCGAGUGUUUACCAGAACAGAAGUUGAUUGGGAAUGAGGACUGCUGUUGUCUACCGCCACCAAAGCCAACAAAGACAUGCGUUGGAGAGUGUUACGUGAGUAUUAAAACACUGGCUCACUUCGACGAGACGCAGAAGACUUGUGUCCGUACUGAAAGUGCUAGUCGUCAGUGUCCAGCCUGUCCACUACCUUCAGAAGUGGUCAAGCCGUGCGGAAGCGCUGGUGACUGCCUCCAGAUUGUGACUCGAACUGAAUAUUAUUUGGAUGAUUGCCGAUGCAAGCCACGGGAGGUGGUUACCACUCGCAAGUGCUGUUGUCAGCAACCAUCGAGGGAAGGACAGGAAGAAGAGGAGGAGGAUGCUGGUAUCUGUUUACCUGAAGAGCAUGUUCUUCUUCAUCGCCGUGCUGUCUACGAUUUGGUUGAUGGGGAAUGUGUGAAGCGCAUCAAAGAGCACAGAACGCCAGUGGAGUGCCCUCCCCGCGGAGGGAAUGAAUCUCGACCAGUCGUGGAGCUGGGAGAUUGCGACAAGACCUCGUGCCUCCGCAAGGUCAGGCAGAGCAAGUGGGUCUUAACCGGGUGUCGGUGCCAUCGAAUAACCAACGAGAGCACCGAAGCCUGUUGCUGCAACCAAUUUCAGCCUCAAGUAAAGGAAAUCUGUCGUCCUGACGGAACCAUUCUCAAGGAGACUAAGUAUUGGAAGGUUAGCAAUGGCAAUUGUAAGCCGGAAGUCCUUUCCAAGGUGCUUCAAAAAGUUGAAUGUCCACCAAUCCGAAUACAGCCCACCGGACCCUGUGAGACCUCCACGGGACGUCAACCCAUAAAACUCAUCAAAAACGAAUUUAAAAACUGCAAAUGUGAGGCUGUCGCUGAAACAACCAAGGAUCGUCUGUGUCGUUGCAAGGAACCGGAGCAAGCAUACAGCAGAUGCAACACAAUCACCUGUCUUCAGAAUGUGACUGAAACACAAUACAAGCUGGAAGGAGGUGCUUGCAAAGCCCAACCACCGAUGAGAAAAGUGAAGACGUGCUGUUGUACACCACAGGAAUUGCAGCUACGAGUGUCGCGGGAGUGCAACCCCAAGACCGGCUCCAUUAGCGAGACAACAGUCAAGCACGUUUAUGAUGGGGAGAAAGGGGAGUGUCGCACCGUCAAGACAGUGCGAACCCUACCACCAAAGGUUGACGCAUUUGAUGCUGUUGAAUCGGAGUUGCACGCAUUGAAGUACCUAUGGUUCAACGAAACAUUGACAGUAGAUUCAUUACUGUUAGAAUGCCCAAAGAAACCGCUAGUCAAACGUGGCCGAUGCAACAUCGCCUCAGGCGUUGCAAUUGACAUUGUGGCGCGCAGUUUGUUUGACACCAAAUCGUGCACCUGCAAGAGGUCCGUGGCGCCUGUUCAACGAAUAUGCGAUUGUAGUCACCUUCCCACUAUCCCUCCUGAAACGCACUGCGAUGACCAAAAUGCAGAAUUGGUCACAACUGAAAUCAAAUUUGUUCUAAAGAACAACGCCUGUGUGAACAAAACCGAAAGCUAUCGCAAAAAAAUAGUCUGUCCACCAGCCAAAGAAACCUUCGGGCCAUGUGACCAAAAGACUUGCCUCACCGUCGUGGAAACAACGAGGCACGUCUUGGAGGGUUGCAGAUGCGUAAACCGCCAAAGCAGGCAUCAGGAGACUUGUUGUUGUCCGAAACCUCGAAUAACCGAGGCCUGUCUUGAGAAUGGGUCCUUGCUAGUUCAAAGACACAUCAACUACACUUUUAAUCCGGAGAAGAAGUCGUGUGAAACCGCCAUUCGAGUUGUACAAAUGCCUAUUGACUGCGGCGUCAAUAGAAGCGUGGAGAUCUCUCGUCACUGCGAUACGACAACUUGUAGGCUGACCAGUCUAGUCGAGGUGAACACUCCACAAAAUUGUAAAUGCGCACCAAAGCGUUUGACAGUGGUCGACAAUGAUCGGUAUUGUUGUUGUCCUCCACCAAAAGAAACGUCGUCUUGUGAAAACGAUCGUGGACUUGUUGCCAAAAUAAACGUUUUCUACACCCUGGAGAAUGGUACCUGCAUUCCAAAGAUGAUGAAGUUGGAGGAGAAGAUACGCUGUCCUGAGCCCGAGGUGGUCCUUGGGCUUUGCAGCCAAGAGACGAGGGUGCAGGAAGUAACCAACGUCUCGUACGUCUUGCAGAACUGCAGGUGUAAAAAACGUGUCAAGCGAUCAACGCAGACCUGCGGUUGUCCUAGUUCUGAAAUCACUCUGAGUCCAUGUGGCAAGGAGAGCCAGAUUCGAAAUGUCUCGAGGAUUUCCUACCUGCCAGUGAACGGUACUUGCGUUAAGAGGGUUGAAGUGCUGCGCUCUGAGCCCUGCCGAUGUCCUCCGUCAAGAACCACGAGGCACUGUGAUAAAGGCAGCUGGAUAAGAAGGAAUUAUACAUAUAGACUGACUGAGAGGAAUGGCAGAACAGACUGUAUCAAAGAAAUCGACACCGAAAAAACACUCGUCACUUGCCCUGCAGCACAACAACUCACCAUUGGUGAAUGCAAUGCUGAGUUGCAACAACGAAACGUCUCCUUCCAGCAUUUCUCAGUGGAUCCAACUACCUGCGAAUGUGUGCCAAACGUGACUAUAAGGUCGGAGGCUUGUGAUUGUCACCGAAAGAACAAAAAAGUGGUCGUUUGUAAGGGAAACGAACUUAUCAUAGAUAACUACGAGUACUCCUCUCAUCCCGGAGAUCAGAAGUGUUCUUUGAAGACAUCACAUGAAGUGAAAACCAUCACAUGUCCUGCCAAUCGCCAGGUGGUGGAGCAGAGCGAGGGAUGUGUGAUCAAGCGGGCCAAUGGAACUUAUCGUGCUGAGGUGACGCGCUGGCAGGAGUUGGAGCAGUGCAAGUGCGUACCCAGAGAAGAAGUUAUUGAGAAGCUCUGCAAUUGUCCAGAGCCCGAGGAGACUUCUCGAUGUGUAGAGAACUCUCUUCUCGUCACUGAGCGUCUUAGAUUCACUCGUCAGGCCGAGCAGUGCGUUGCAAAGCGGGAGGUGAUGCGUCGAAAAAUUGGAUGCAAGAGCGAAACCCAAAUCAUUGGAGUUUCCAGCUGCACCAAGUCUACCAACGAAAGUGGAAAAUGUUACGAAACAGUGACACUGGAGCGGCAUUAUGCUGAAAAUUGCAAGUGUCUCAAGAAAUCGCUCGCCUUAAGGCGGCUCUGCUGCUCUCCGCCAGGUAAAACGAACCGUCGUUGCGAUGCGAAGCGACAUCAGUGGAGGAGCACCGUUACUAAGUAUGCCGUCGUUCCAGGAGAUGUUCUCUUUUCCGACGGCAACGUGACCAUACUCGACAAUAAGUUAGCGACUCUGAACUACGAAACCAUCGACACGAUCGUCUGUCCCGCUACGAAAGUCCACGAGGAUUGCGACAAGGAGAAAGGCGUCUGGACUCAAACCACUACGUGGCACGAAUUUGAUGGCUGUGCAUGCAAGAGACGGGAGGUAGUGAAAACUGGAAAAUGCGUCUGUCCCAAGCGCGAAGUUUGGGAAUCGCCCUGUGAAAAGCACUUCCGAACGGUGAGGAUCAAAUCCUACAAAUUGGUUAAUGGAGAGUGUCUACCGUACGUGGCUUCUACACAGGAGCGAUGCAGUUGCCCAGGCAGCUCCGUUCAACGGGUUCGGUGCGAUGGCAACGGCCUUUUAAUCAAAUGCACCCUCACCUACACUUUUGAAGCGGCAUCUAAGCGGUGCAAAGCGCGAAAGCUGUGCGUCAGUUGGGCACAGACGUGUCCUUCGAGCAAACGCUACAGUGUCGGCACUUGCGGUCCCGAGACGGGUUACAGACAGAGGAUUAGUCAAGUUAACUACACUCUCGAUAGGGCUACCUGCAAGUGCAAGCCUCGUAUUAUUAACAAGUGGGACGCUUACUGCGAUUGUGCUCACCUCAAUACUCAAAAUAUUUCCUGUGACAAUGGGGUUCGAACAACAUCCGUAACUACAUACAAGCUCAUUGAUGGUGAAUGCAUGCCUGAUGAGGUCUCCAAGUUUGAGAAGAUAGGUGAGCAAGCACCUACUUGUCGCCUACGCUGUCGUCCACCUAGAGUAGAGCGAAGGUGUGUUGAUAAUGGCACCUCCUUGGUGGAGAAGAGAACCCGCUAUGUCCUUACUACCGAUGGACUAACUUCAGUUUGCACUGAACAGCAGACUGAAAGACCGAUUUCGGCGUGUUCUUUGAAGGGUGGCAGUAAGACCUGGACGGUUCGAGAGCACUGUGACCCAUCCACUUGUCAAAGAAUGGUUCACACCUACAAACGUACCUCCCAAGGAAUGACACAUACUGAAGUUUGCUGCUGCCCCAAGUCGACACCGGUCAACACUACAUGUCUGGCUAGAGCCCACGUCCUUGAAAAGAGGUUCAUCUCAUACACCCUUCUCUCCUCCGUGACCAUCAAUGGCAAACAGCACAGCAUUGAGCCAUACUGCGCCAAAGUGGAGCACAAAAUUCAACUUCCUGUGACUUGUAAAGAAAAAGAGCCUCGCAUUCUAAUGGGAGAUUGUCAGGCGGGCGAGAACCAAACCGUGGAAGUUAUUGGCAGCUAUCCGCUUGGCUGCCAAUGCAAAGAUCACAAAAUCCGUCGGCUGUCUUUUCGUUGCGGUUGUCCAAAGUUUCUCAAGCGUAUCUUUGGCCGGUGCGUGAACGCCCAACAGGUGGAGAAGGUGGUAACUCUUCAAGCAGUGCCGUACACGAAGACCAUCAACGGUCGUCGAGUAAACUCGACCCGCUGUCGGCCAGUUGUGGUGAGCAGACGCGUGCUGCCAUGCGCAUGCACUGCAAAACCACAAGCCCUCAGUAAAUGCCUCUCUGGAAAUACUUUGCAAAUUGAGGAGACCAAAGUGUACUUCAAUGAAACUUCUCGUGUCUGUCAGAAGGAAACAAUUGAGAGCGCCUCUCCCACAAUCUGCCCUUCACCGGAAAAGACGACGACUAAGUGUGGCGGUGAAGAAUCGGGUUUCACAGCAACUGAGAUCGUGACCGUCUGGACGCCACUCGACUGUGAAUGUGUUCCCAAAACUACCGAACGCCAGUUCGUCUGCAAUUGUACUGCCAAGCAUCCACCGCAUUCGAGAAGGACCUGUAAAAUGGACCACAUCCUGGAGACUACAGUGACCUCCUCCAGAUUGAAGGGCCACCAAUGUGUGCCGCAUAUUAUCAAGUCGACCACUCACAUCACAUGUCCUGCUGAAUUAAGAAGCGAGAAGUCACCCUCUUGCAAUGAGACCACUCGACAACGUCAAAUAGUCUGGUUCAAACAGGUCCCUGUAAACUGCAAAUGUGAAUGGCGGCCAAUCAUCUCGACGGAUGAGUUGAGGGUUCGAGGUCUGCCCUCCUUCGAGUGGUGCAGCUGUCCCGAUCCCAUAGAAGUGGAUUCAAAAUGUCGUCCUACCGGAUCCAAUCAGUAUCUUCACCAGAGGACACUAGUGAAGUACCGAAGACAGGGCGGUGAUUGCACUCCUGUUCGAGAGACGCUCUACAGCAACUUCUCAUGCUUGGAGGGCACGCAAAUCCACAGGUCCGCCUGCGAUCACUUGACUGGUUUUUCGAUCGAGCGCCGUGUGACGAUGCGAGUAGAAGAUUGCGCAUGCAAAGUAGUUGCCGAGAGCACUCGGCGCUGCGCCUGUGCGUGUACUUCAACUCCUUUUGUCCGUACCACAUGUCGGCCAGAGAGUGGCCUGCUUGAAACUACUGAGGAGUUCCUAGAACUUGUGGACUGCGAAUGCCUCAGGAGAGUUAGGCGUACCUCACGGAUCGUUGAAUGUUCUGGAACAGACAGCAUUACAUCCCAGCGCCAUGAGGGCGCCUGUGUGGUGGACCAAGUCAGUGGUAAUAGCUAUCGCAACGUCACCUGGACCACAACCGAUCGUGAGGGUUGCCGAUGUGUCAAGCGAAGGCAUCGAGCUCGGGAACUCUGUGCUUGCGACCCACGGGAGCGGAAUUUCACGAGGUGUGUGGAUAAUGUUCGAAUGGAGAUUAGGACUAUUCGACGCGUCCUCAUCGACGAGAAGCAGUGUGUGGAGAAGGAGAUUUCAAAAGCAGUCUUUGCGGUCAGUUGUCCUGAGGCUCAAGUCUUAACGAGCGUCUGUGACAAUGCAACUGGACUUGCAACUGUCUCAAAGCUGCAACCUGUCGUUGAGAAGUGCCAAUGUAAAACUCAAUUGCAACACUACAAGGUCCCGUGUAAAUGCAAAGCAUUGGAGAAGGUUGUCCACAAAUCACCUUGUAACAAAACGACUUGUCUUUCCACUGUCACCUACGCUUACGAGGUGCCUGAUGCUACUGCAAAUGGCGGUUGUAUAACUAAGAAAGCUGUUAAAGAAGUCAAAUGUUGCUGCCCACCGUCCCAGAAGGAACACUUUUGUGAGCCUUCCUCCGGUAUGAGUGGAACCCGAGUUCGUGAAUUCCAUCUAUUGAAUGGUCAGUGUGUUCCUGUGAUGCGGAUCACUUCGGAGCAGCCAUUGAUUUGUCCGCACAAUGAGACCACUAUUACCAAGACCUUGAAAUCUGGAAAGAUUCGCUUCUUGCGAAAAACGACUGUUCGGGAGGGAUGCAGAUGUCGCAACAAGAGUGAAAUUGUUUACUCACAAUGGGAGUGUCCAAAAUCCACUCGUAACAAAACGUGUGUGAAGCUUAAUGGCACCAACCAGUUCGCCUGGCUAACCACCGUCUCCAAUUGGAGACUAUCUAGCGACGAAGUGCCAACUUGCAAACAUCACGAGGUUAGGACAGAUGUGUCUCCAGUCAUCUGUCCCCCACCUAACAUCACACAGUCCAUCUGCUUCUUUGUGGAGGCUCUUCACGGAUUUGUUCGCAACGUAACAAUUCACAAUGUACGAGCCGUUGACUGCGAAUGCGUCUUGGACGAACCGAAGAUCAAAGUGGAGAUCUGUAACUGCUCGCAACCCGUGGUGAAUUUCGCAUUUGCCGAGACGGAGGGCAUAGUCACUAAGACCAUCAUCCAGUUCAACGCGACUUCGGAUAAGAGCCGAUGCGUUCCACACGAAAUCCAAACAAAGUGGAGUCUAAUUUGCUUCCCCACAAAACCCGUUCUUCGUAUUACUACUGCGUGCAAGAGUGGGCGCUUCUACAAGAUCUACACGAAGCGUGCUCGCGAAGGGUCUACGUGUCGCACUCUGGUUAAACGUGUUUCUCGCCUUUGCAACUGUCCAAAACCAGUGACGACGCAAAGAUGCCUCAGCGACGGCAUCACCAAGAUCAUAACAACCAUCCGAUACACGCGGCACCGACUUGGGGGGCCGUGCGAACGGGAGGAGAGAGCUGUCAAAGUUAUCACUUCGUGCGACAAGCUAUCGGAAGACGAGCUGAGAGCUGGGCGUGACUACACCAUUCGUCCCACGGCUGGUAACAGUACCCACAGCGUUCUUCACGUCUACCCCUGCGGCACCGGAGGCUCUGCAUGCACUCGACAUGUCGUCCAGGUGACCAUUGCUAGGGCACUUGAUGGCUGUCGGUGUGUUGUCAGGCGGAAGGAGGGUAGCGAGGCCUGUUGCUGUAAUGCCGAGGGAGUGUUAGGCAGCAAUGAAAAGCCGAUGAAGACACAGUGGGUGGAUUGUGAGUCGAUGGGCUAUCCGAUUUCUGUGAGGCAGCAGAAAACGUGGCAUCUUAUGGACGGGAAGUGCUGGCCACUUACUUUCACCUCAUCAAAACCACUAAUUUGCUCGAACAAGGAAGUCGUGCGUCCAGUCGGUACUUGCAUUAAUGGGACCCAACGCUUUCUUGUUAUCAAGUCCGUUCAGAGUGACUGUCGCUGCAAGACGGUGAAGUCAAUUGAGUCUCGUCCCUGUUGUGAGUUAUUGCUACACAUUUUACUAUCUCUUCAAAAUAAUUACGUUUUAUGCAUUGUUUUAAUCCCGAAAAUUCUGCCUCAAAUGUCUCUCGUAGCUUAUCUGCUUUAUUCAAUACAAAGUUCAAUGUUGAGCAUAUUUCUUCCAGUGUGUCAGACGGUCUCAGCAGCUGAGGUGAUUUUUAUGGUGGACGAGUCGGUGUCCAGCCGAGAUUCGGACUACUCACGUCGAGUGCGUGACAUCCUCCAUCUCACCAUCCAUACCUUCAAAGAUACACGUAAUGGCACCUUGGAAGCCUUUCGCUUCGCCGUGGUGAAGUAUUCCAGCAACCCCAGCAUCGCCUUCAAUCUGGGGCAGUACGGCGAAUCUGCUCCCAUGCUUAGUCAUGUGGAACGUAUCAACUACGAGGGCAGGCUUUCAAACAUUAACAAGGCCUUGACACUCGUGAAGACAGAGGUUUUGCCAAGAGUGCGUACUGGAGUCACUACGAUGGUUUACAUAAUCAGUGAUGGCGUGAACGACGAGUCAGCGGGUGCGAGUCAAAUCGCCUCGGAGUUAACUGCAGCAGGGAUUCAAAUCUUUGCACUUGCCGUUGGUGUCGAUGCUAGAGGACAUGCAUUCCUGCGCAACCUGACCUCCAAGCCGCGUAGCAGGCACUUCAUGAUCUACACUUUGGAGGAGAAGGCAGAUGUCCUCUCCAAUUGGCUUAUUAAUUCACUUUGCAUUCAAGCCUGUCCAGAGAGCACUCAAACGCGAAGUCCCUGCUCGCGUGAAACUGGUUGCCUUGGCCACAUUUUCGAGCACUCGUAUAGGUUUAGUGCAGAUCUGGGCAAGUGCAUCGGCACCUCCACAAAACGCCCUUAUCGAUGCUGCUGCCUUGAGACUCCUAGAGAGGUGCGUCAAUGUGUCAAUGGAAGUCUGAUUCUCACCAAGGAGCUGUGGAAACUGAGCAACAGCAAGAACGGUCUAUCCGUGUGUCAGCACUUUAAAAUUGAACAGGAUGUAACAGGACAACUGCUGAGAGAGUGCCCAUCGGAAGAGAUCCAACGAGGAAUUUGCACCUCCGAUGGAGUGAGAACCGAGGUCACAAUCCGAAGGAAGGUGGAAGAUUGCGAGUGUAAAGUGAUAAGAGAAGAGACUACGAAGAGGUGCAUUUGUGACUCCAAAGCAAGGAAAGAGGAACGCUGCAUUGGUGGCAAUGUGGCGCUACUUACCAUCAGGGAGGAGGUCCUCAAUGCCGAUGGCUACUGUGAAGAGAAAGAAACAGUUGUCAAUAGGACUAUCUCCUGCUCGGAGCCAAAAAUGGUUGUGGGUGCGUGUGAUCCGUUGACUUGCAAACGCCGUGUCGUGUACGUUCGAGAGCAGCCGGAAGAGUGCAAAUGCAAGGAGUUGGUGAAGACGUUAUUCGAGCCGUGUUGUAAGCUCUUCCACUUCUUCAUUGAACUUGUUUACCGUCAAAUCUCAUGUCCAGAAGCCGUGCCCAUAUCGCACUUGGCCAUAAAAGACGAGCUAACAAUUGGUGCGAUCCUGCACUUCCCCGAAGGUUGCCUGGCUCCAAAACUAGGAGCAAAAGGAGAUGAUUGCCUCAAUGGAUCUACAAAAGUGACGAUUGAAACCUCCGUUCACUUCUCAGAGCGCAAACGAGCCUGUGUAACGAAAACAGAGCGUACUUACGAACCUGUUGAGUGCCCAAAGGGUCCAGUUUUUAUCGAGUCUGAAUGUGUACACAUUGGGAAUGACACAGACGUUGAAACGGACAGUGCUACGAGACCCGACCCCAACUUACUCUACCGCCGCGUGGAAGUCGCCUCGUGGGAUCUUACUGACUGCCGUUGUCUCGCCUCACGCCGAUGGGAGUUCGAGACUUGUGGAUGUCGCCAGGCAGAGAAUCCAGAAGUGCAUGAAUGUCACGACAAGGAGGGCAUCCUCAUUUCCUAUUACCAGAGCUAUCAACUCUCUGUUUCUGGUAUCAAUGAAACCUACGUUGGCUCUGAAGCCGUUGGCAGGCGCUUCAAUCAACUUAAGCAAGCCAGUUGCGUGCCCGUGUUGUCUGAUCGAAAAGUCUUGCAAACUGUGUGCCCGGAUGACGUAGUGAGCUAUGGUCCAUGUGUGUACAAGGAUGAUGGCGAUGGUCGAGCCUUCCGAAGAGUUACGACACAAAUGUGGCAACGGGAGGGCUGCAAAUGCAAACAACUACCGGUUAAUGUAACUAAAGAACUCUGUGGCUGUCGGCGGAAGGUCUGGAUUCAGAAGCGUUGUUCCAGCGAACCAAAAGACAAAGAAGCUGUUCUUUUGAUCAAUGUCCUUCGAGAGCGACUGCUUCAAACUCCCCGUGGCCCUAGGUGUAAGGUGGAUGUGCAGCGACGGAAGCAACUAAUUAAGUGUCCGCCUUCAAGUGUAUACUACUCCAAUUGUUCCAAUGGCCAGAUGACUGUAACGACAGACAUGGUGAAUAUUGAGGCCUGUAAAUGCAAAACAAAACGCCUCAUCCGCUAUCUCCGCUGUCUUGAAAUUGCAAUGGAUGGGGAGAGCAUGGCUUCACUUGGGACAGGAGAGCUGUCCAAAAACUUGUCUUUCAGUACUGAAGUAAAUAAGGACUUUGAACAACUACGACAGCGGCUUUCAGACCUUGGACUUUCUGACAUUAAAACGCCGGCAGGUGUGGAGGAAGAGGAGGGCAGAGAGCAGUUUGAAGGAUAUUCGCAGCCUUUAAAUGAGACUAAAAAAGGACGAGAUCUUGGUAAACCAUUCCCAGUAAAAGAAGCUCAUUAUCCUUCUCAAUCACUCGGACUUAAAGAAGUUGGGAACGUUUCUGAAAGAAGGCAAGCAUUAGAACCCGUUUAUUUUGGAUAUACGGGUGAGCCAUUAGUGACGAAAUCGUAUCCAAUUCCCCAAACACCAACUAAACCCAAAUCGGAAAUGCUGAAAUUGCUGAUACCUGUCUCACAUGAAGUUGGAAAACCUCCAGUCAGCAAGUAUAUGAAGACGGUGGAACCUCCUUUCUAUGGACAUACGACGCAAGCGAGGUCAAAAGAAGCAUCUGAGUCACCUCGCAUUUCAAUUGGCUCUGAAUCCAUCCCAGAAGUGCUCCCCAAAUCCAAGAAGAAGGAGAAGAAGCACGAAGGCAAACCUCCUAAGCAAAAUGUGAUAAACUUCAUUGAAUGUGCUGACCUUUUGCCGGUAGAAAAGUGCAUUGAAAUGGACCAGGGUCCAAAUUCGCAUUGCGACAAACCAGGACAAAUUCGCGAUAAACUCUGCCGCAAGACCUGCCACCUUUGUCAGGUGAUUGUCGUUCACAACCAUUUUGGCAUCAAUUUCAUCACACUUUUUGUUGAAAUAGAUUUCCCCAUCAAUCGGACUGACUUCAGCAUAGAGGGCACUGAGCUAAACGACUGCUUGGUGACAGAUAGACGCUAUGACAGAAGAUAUCACCUCACUACUCUGAAAGGCGCUGGGUUGUCCCGGUGUAAAAAUGUAUGCAACAACGAUCCGCGCUGUCUGGGUUUCGACUUCUACGUCCCCAUAAAUGAGGCAGUUCAAGGAAGUUGUGUUCUCAGCACAGUUGAUCGACCUACUCUAAAACGCCGACUCAAUUUGAAGAAGGUGGAAACCGGAGCUAAUGCGGAAGACCUCAAUCGAAUGGACGCUAAACUUUGUAUUCGCUUCCAAAGAGUGCGACGCCCAAGAGAGCUGGAACCGACGCUGAACUACCUCGUUAACUGCACUUGUGAGAAUAUGAGCUCAGAGAACGCCUUAGCCUUCACCAUCGCAUCAUCAGAGGGCUCGUCAUCAGAAGGUCAGCUACAUUGCGUGAAGGAUGUAGAAAUCAGCGCUCUCAAUUGGAGUGGACAGGUCACGUGUCAGCCUCCAGAAAUGCCAACACAUCUAGGAGGGAGCAGGUUGGGGAAUGCCACUACCGAUGCGGCCAGAAAGUCCUCGCGCACAGGCUCCUGCCUCGACGUGAAACCAACCCAGUGGUGUGAGGAAGUAGCUAGAACUGCGGCGUGCAAGAAACCUGCCUUCAGAGCAGUAUGUUCCUUAUUAACUCGUGGAAGGGCAUCCGUCGCACCAAGUCACCCCUCCCCAAUCAUCCGAGAAUGUGGAUCCGUUGAAACUACAAUGAGGGUUUGUGGUGGCACCUGUGGUGUGUGUGUUUGCAAUCGGAGCUACGAAUAUUUUGGACGGUGUCUGCCAAACGGAAGGAUGACGGUCGUGAAGGUAGAAAACACAUACAGUUUCCUUCACGGUCGAUGCGUGUCUGUGAAACAUGUUCGUGUUUUACCCUGUGAAGUCUGUCCAGCACAGCCGUAUGAACUCGUGCACUCAUGCGAUCCAAAGACGGAAACUCGUAUGAUAAUUCGCGUGAUUCCCCUCUUCAACUCAAGCAAUUCCAAAAAGUGCCAGUUGAAAUUUACAAAACAGGCUCUAAGUUGCAAGGGCUGCAUGUUCGAAGGGGCUCACAGCAUCGAGCGCAAUAGCGUCUCACCCUGCAAGAGACUACCCAACGGAACGCAUCGUCUGGUUCUCCGUACAGAAUACGUCGUCAGUGAGGAUGGAUGCUGCAAAAUCAGAAAAUCCCUUCGAAGCUUUCCCUGCGUCGGAUGUCCAAAGCCAAGAGUAAGCCUUUCAAAGUGCCUUGGCGGCUGGCAACUCAAGAUCACCACAUUCUUCACUCGACCAACAACGGGCAAAUUUAGCGAUGAGAAUAAGGGAAUUCCUGCUUCUGCCUGCUUUAGACACGCGGAUGCACCAACCUACUGGGUUCGAAGGAAUGCGAAGCGUUCAAAGACGGUGACCUCUGCUUAA
This is a messenger RNA of Hydatigera taeniaeformis, 16629 nucleotides long. The record is from the annotation of a GenBank genome assembly. Lineage: Eukaryota; Metazoa; Platyhelminthes; Cestoda; Cyclophyllidea; Taeniidae.